AUGGCUUCUACUUUGGGAAAGCGGACACGAAGCUCGACGAGCAUCCCGAGUCCUGCACUAAAAAUCUCGGUAUCGAAGCGCGUCAAAACCAACCAACAAUCGAAAAUUUUCAACGACGAGAACGAAAACCCAUUCGUGUCCAAACCUACGCGUACUCAAUCUCAAGAUGGCGAGCCAGUGGAUAUCGAUGAAUCGACGCCUGCGAAGCAUGGGGCCGCAGGGCGAAGAAUCCUUUCGUCUCCCUCGAAAGUCAAGACGACCCGGGAUGAUCCCUAUCCGAGGCGCAUUCAAACCCUCACACCGCAGACUCCUCGACACUACGAUGCAUUCUCAAAGACCGUGCCCACUACACCUAGACACCGCGUUAUGGUCACCGGAAAGCCCUUGACUCCUCGGACUCCUCGAACUCCUGUCACACCUGGUGGAUCGAUCGCAACAGUAUACAGUCGCGCCCGACAGCUUUUCACGCGUAGCACAGAGCCCGGAAGACUCGUGGGUAGAGAGGCCGAGAGAGAGGAGUUGUCGACUUUCGUCAAGGAUUGCAUCGCCAAGACAUCUGGAGGAUGUACUUAUGUCAGUGGACCACCGGGAACUGGCAAGAGCGCCAUGGUCAAUGAGGUCACCGAGUCUCUCGAGGCUUCACCGACCAUUAAGAAGGCAUACAUAAACUGUAUGAGCAUGAAGACGUCAAAGGACCUGCAAGCAAAUCUGUUGGAGAACUUGUGUGAUGGUAUUGAAAUUUUGGAGGGAGACGAGAUCAUGACUCUGCAGGGAAUGUUUGUGUCAAGGAAGAAGAACAAGACGGUCUAUGUGGUCACCCUCGACGAAAUCGAUCACAUCCUCACCCUGGACCUGGAGAUCAUGUACAAGCUGUUCGAGUGGUCCCUUCAGAAGUCCUCACGUCUAAUCUUGGUUGGCAUUGCGAACGCGUUGGACAUGACCGAUCGAUUCCUUCCUCGACUUAAGGCCCGAAAUCUGAAGCCCCAGCUUCUUCCAUUUCUGCCAUACAGCGCAGUGCAAAUCAAGACGGUGAUCGUUACGCGACUAAAGUCUCUCGUGGCCGCUGAUAGCCCAACUCCCGACUACGUCCCAUUCCUCCAUCCAGCCGCCAUUGAGCUCUGCUCCCGCAAAGUUUCAAGCCAAAGCGGCGACCUGCGAAAAGCCUUCGACAUCUGCAGACGCGCCAUCGAUCUCGUGGAAUCCGAGACGAAGCAGAAGCACGAGGAGGCUCUCCACGAACAACUUCUGCUCGAGUCUCCAUCCAAGAACCCCCUCGGCGAAAAUACCAACCUCGCCUCUUCUCCCUCUGCCGCCAAAUCGGUCCCUUUGAAGUCACUCGCCCAGUCUCUCGGCGCUCUGACCGUCGAAACCGCACCCCGAGCCUCAAUCUCCCACGUUAACAAGAUCACGUCCUCGACCUUCGGCAACGGCGCCAACCAGCGCCUCAAAGCCCUCAACCUGCAACAGAAGGCCGCUCUCUGCGCCCUGGUAGCAGUCGAGAAGAAGAAGCGCGAUGCAGCCGCUAACCUGCUUGCCACACCUUCCAAGUCGAGGAAUGCAGCUCCCACCGUCAAGGCUCUGUACGAUAUCUACUGCAAACUGUGCACGCAGGACGCGAUCCUGCAUCCACUUACCAGCACGGAGUUUCGAGAUGUGAUUGGGAGUUUGGAGACGCUGAGUCUGAUCAGUGCCGUGGAUGGGCGCAAUGGGAGUUUCGUGGGGCUGACGGGGCAGAGGAAGAGUAAGAAGUUUGGUGCUGGGGCCGGAGUUGGGGACGAGAGAAGAGUGGGCAGCUGUGUGGGUGAGAAGGAGGUCCUGCAGGCUGUGGAGGGACUCGGAGCGGGGAUCCUGAAGAACAUUCUCGGGGGUGAGGGCUUGGAGUAUUGA
Molecule: messenger RNA, 1887 nt
Organism: Drepanopeziza brunnea f. sp. 'multigermtubi' MB_m1
Lineage: Eukaryota; Fungi; Ascomycota; Leotiomycetes; Helotiales; Drepanopezizaceae
Biological process (GO): DNA replication initiation; mitotic DNA replication checkpoint signaling; cell division
Cellular component (GO): nucleus
Molecular function (GO): ATP hydrolysis activity; DNA replication origin binding
Source: RefSeq, a predicted model, not a curated record